This is a messenger RNA of Spodoptera littoralis (African cotton leafworm), 2256 nucleotides long. The record is from the annotation of a GenBank genome assembly. Lineage: Eukaryota; Metazoa; Arthropoda; Insecta; Lepidoptera; Noctuidae.
UGACAACUGAAGGUAUAGACAACGAUUCUUCUUGUUCCCGCAGCAAAAACAAACUUCAAGUCCUUUUGACAGAAGAUUACACGGAUUAUGAAUAAGUUUUCGUCGAUGUUAUAAAAUUCGACUUUUCUUUUACAUAUCAGGAUUUUCAAUAGAAUAAUAAAGUAAAAAAACAGUUAUCCCUUAGAUUCCGUGCGAUUUACUGGGUGUUUAAAAAAAAUGCAUGCAUGUCGACAAUUAUUAUACAGCCCAGCACGGUGGAAAUGUGCUAUUCCAAUUAAUUUGAAACAGACGAUAUACUUCAACAGACCAGAUCAGUACAUCGUGAGAGAAUGUCGGCACUACUCAGCACGGAAGGGCUUCUUCUCAUCCAUCAUCGAGAACAUCAAGGACGAGAUGGCCAAGAACAAAGAGAUGAAGGACAACAUCAAGAAGUUCAGGGAAGAGGCACAGAAACUAGAGAACUCAGAAGCAUUACUGGCUGCCAGAAGGAAAUUCCAUGCGGUUGAAUCGGAAGCUUCCAAGAGUUCAGAAGUACUGAAGGAAACAUUUGAGGGAAUCAAGGGCAAGAUGGAGCAUGUCAUUGAAGAAGCUAGUAAAACUGAGAUAGCCAAGAAAGCUGGACAGAUAAAGGAGGAUUUAUCAAAGACAGCGAAAGGCGCCGCUGAAAGCAUAGCUGACACGGGUUCCAAACUGGGUCAGACAACUGCUUUCAGAACUAUUUCACAUGCGACAGCAGUAGUGAAGGACGAGAUCUCGCCUCGAGGACUGGAGGGCCGCGUCUACAUGGCACCCAAUGCCCUACGGAAACGCAUUGAGGUUGCUUCUGACGAGCGCACGUUCGCUCCAGACACUGAGACUGUAGGCGUGGAGUUGCACAAGGACUCCAAGUUCUAUCAGCAGUGGGAGAGCUUCAAGAACAACAACCAAUAUUUCAAUAAGGUACUAGAUUGGAAGAUAAAAUACGAAGAGUCCGACAACCCUGUAGUGAAAGCUUCACGAUUCGUCACCGAGAAGGUAGGCAGUUUGUUUGGCAAUAUUUUCGAGAAGACCGAACUGUCCAAAACCCUUACCGAAAUAUGCAAGAUCGACCCUAAUUUCACGGCUCAGAAGUUCUUAGAGGACUGUGCGAACGACAUCAUACCGAAUAUUCUCGAAGCAAUGGUACGAGGAGAUUUGGAAAUUCUCAAAGAUUGGUGCUACGAAGGCGUGUUCAACAUCCUGGCCACACCCAUCAAACAGUGCAAACAGCUCGGGUAUCACUUAGACUCUAAGAUCCUGGAUAUCGAACAGAUCGAACUCGUCAUGGGCAAAAUGAUGGACCAGGGUCCAGUUCUAGUCAUAACAUUCCAGUCACAGCAGAUCAUGUGCGUCAGAGACAGUAAGAACAAAGUGAUAGAGGGCGACCCCGACAAGGUGAUGCGCGUCAACUACGUGUGGGUGCUGUGCCGGGACCCCGCCGAGCUCAACCCCAAGGCGGCCUGGCGACUGCUCGAGCUGUCCGCCAGUAGCGUAGAACAAUUAAUAUAGGAGAAUUAAUGUAGACUUGAAUUAAAUCGUUGACUUUUAUGUAUGGUUUUCAUAAACCUGUCCAUGAUAUCCUGUGAGACGCAACAUUAGACGAAACGUUCGACCGGACGUGUUCCGCGGAAAUAGUGUAGCUUUUGUUGUGUGCAAUGCGGCACUAGACUGUUUUGUAAAGUAUAGCGAGUUAACUUGGUAGUUAUGACUUGAAGCAUAUAAGAAGUCUGUUAAAUAGUAUAUAAGAAUCGCUUAUGUAAACAGUCGUGUCUAGAUUAUUACCCAGACGGUUUCUGUCAGCAGAUGUAAAUAAAGAACCAUGUUUAAGUUAUCCCAGAAGUUACAAAUAGUUUCGUUUGCAAUCCGAUUAGAGCUGUAUUCAAUCGGCAAUUUACUUUUAAGUUUUUUAUACUUCGAAACCUUUUCGUGCAUAUGAGGUCUUAGCAUAGCAAUAUCUAUUUAUUUCCUGUUUUAUUAUCUACGUGAUAUUGGUGAAAUAUGUUGUUAUCCAAUGAAAUAUAGUAGGUAGACCGUUCGUAGUAAAUUAAUUACAAAACACUAAAGAAUGAAAUAGUGUGACGCGUAUAUUAUGCGUCACUGUAAGCAAACAUUGUAACAGUGUAAGGAAAGGUUUUGGAGUGACAUUGUGUUUUGAAUAUUACUUUAUGUUUAUUUUGUAUCAUUAUUAGUUCGUUUCGAACGAUUUAUUAUUUAUUUUAAUAAAUUGUUUUAUUUUUA